Messenger RNA from Xiphias gladius (swordfish), 1469 nucleotides. RefSeq names its product homeodomain-interacting protein kinase 1-like. The transcript has 9 exons. Gene Ontology annotation, cellular component: cytoplasm; PML body; nucleus. The record is from RefSeq and is a predicted model, not a curated record. Gene Ontology annotation, molecular function: transcription corepressor activity; protein serine/threonine kinase activity; ATP binding. Gene Ontology annotation, biological process: intrinsic apoptotic signaling pathway in response to DNA damage by p53 class mediator; smoothened signaling pathway; positive regulation of transcription by RNA polymerase II. Lineage: Eukaryota; Metazoa; Chordata; Actinopteri; Istiophoriformes; Xiphiidae. The coding region runs from base 84 to 1469 and encodes 461 amino acids.
CUUACACAACAGAGUUAGUUGAAGCACUUCACUACUUACAGAACUUCACUACUUAAAGAACAGAGUUAGUUGAAGAAUUAACAAUGAAGAAGGGAAACAUUUUCAGAAACAUUUGCUGUGGCAAAGGGACUUCAAGUAGUCACGCGGACCGCUGUUUGACAGCAGAUAAAACUGUGGUCACAAAUGACAAGAAAAAUUCCGAGAGCUCUGAGGUGAUAGUAAUAGACAUAUUGUCAGGCAACACAUGUCGCUACCUCAUGAAGGAUGUCAUCAGGGAAGGGUGCUUUGGCAAAGUCGCCAAGGCUGUGAAAUUAAAGACAUCAGAGCCCGUGGCCCUCAAGAUCCUAAAAACUGAGGCUGCCGCUAAAAGAGAGAUCCAAAUGCUCGAAGUAGUGAGCGUUCUUGACCCAGUCAAGAAGAACGUGGUUCAGUUCUUGGAGAAGUUUCAGCACAGAGGACAUACCUGUCUAGUGUUUGAAAUGCUGGACAGGAGUCUUCAUCAACUGCUCGUAGAACUAAAUAGGCCACUGUCUCUCAGUGAGAUACGACCAGUAACGCACCAGUUGCUGAUGGCCUUUGACGCUCUGAAGGGCAUUGGCGUCGUUCACGCCAACCUGAAGCCAGACAAUAUUAUGCUGGUGAACCACCCGGCUGAGCCCUUCCGGGUAAAACUUGUAGAUUUUGGCGUGUCCUUCAACACCUCAGAAGAGAGACAAGGGAUGAUAAUUCAGCCUCUGGGUUGCAGGGCACCUGAAGUCUUCCUGGGUCUACCCGUGUCCGAGGCCAUAGACAUGUGGGGUCUUGGUUGUGUGCUUGGGUUCGUGUACCUCAGAAAAAAGCUGUUUGCGUCACACUGCGUGUACCAGUCAAUUAGAGGCAUCGUAGACAUUCUGGGCCAGCCAGCUGACCACCUCCUGAGUGCUGGGAAACACACCCACACAUUUUUUAAGGCGAACCAGCACUGGGACAAACCAAGAUGGUGGAUGAAGACCCCGAGGGAAUACCAGAUUGGCACUGGCAUUGAGCCCAAAAGAUGGCACAUGCGUUUAAGAAACCUGGAUGACCUGAUUACACACGACCCAAGGACGCAGGAAAACAUUGAGCUGGAGGAUCAAAGGGCAUUUGUCAAUCUCCUGAAAUGCCUGCUAAAUACAGAUGCAGAGAAGAGGAUCACUCCGGGGAAGGCUCUCACUCACCCCUUUGUCACAAUGGCCCAUCUGGUGGAUGAAGUAGAGAUCAGCUUAUAUGCCAAGAAUUCUUCAAAAGAAAUGGCGGUCGUACCAACGGACAACUUCGAUGAGGACCUAUCUCCUAAUGGUGAGGCUGAAGGAGAGCCCAAUGAUGAAGAGCCUUCAGCCACAGCUCAUUUCAAUGACGCAGCUGUUCCUCGCUCCUGUGACAGCAUGCCUCGCUCAUCUGAUGGAGCAGAGGCUGCUGCAGAGAUAGAGGAUAUAUUUUUACAGCUUUAG